Molecule: messenger RNA, 1482 nt
Organism: Bactrocera latifrons
Lineage: Eukaryota; Metazoa; Arthropoda; Insecta; Diptera; Tephritidae
Exons: 4
Coding region: 167-1381 (404 amino acids)
Source: RefSeq, a predicted model, not a curated record
GUUUAGCUGUUUGCUCGGGUUUAUUAGUGAUUUUGUGGCCAUAAGUACACAAAGAAUAUUCAAUUGACAAAAAUAUUAACAAUUAGAGAACUGUGUAAAAUAUACAUAUAUCAGAACGAAGUGAUAAAACGAAUAUUCAUACAAAAUUGAAGUAUAUUUUGCAAAAAUGACGUUCGUCUCUGUAAUCGCCGGAGUGAUAACGCUGGGCAUUAUCGGUUAUGUUAUGUGUAAGGAUAUUAAUGAGUAUCCCAGAGAAUUAUCAUUUCAAAAUUCAUUAGAGACACCUAUUGACACAUUGAUGUCCACCAAUGAAAUACUUCAAAAUCAUUCACAUUCGAGAUCUCCCAGAUGGUUUCCCUUCUACACAAUUGGACGUUUUCCCAAUGAUGUCUGCGUGGGCGCCAAUCAGCUGGCUGGCACAUGUGUGGUGCGUGGCGAAUGCAGUGAUAACGGUGGUGUGGCGGCUGGCACUUGCAGCACCAUUACAACACAAGCAGUGUGUUGCAUAUAUCAACUGGGUUGCGGCUCUUCAACAAGUUACAACAAUACGUAUUUUUACAACUCCGGCUACCCAGGCACUUAUGCCGGUGGCGGACGUUGCACAAUUGUUGUCUCGAAAUGCGAUAGUAAUAUCUGUCAACUGCGCAUUGACUUCCUAUCGCUGUCGAUUGCGCCGCCGAACGGUGAUGGUUUUUGUGUAACCGACACCCUUACUAUAACGGGUGGAUCGAGGGUGCCCACAAUCUGUGGUGAGAAUAAUGGCCAGCAUGUAUAUGUGGACUUCAAUGGCGACUCGCCGAUCACUAUUUCCGUCGCCACAUCUGAUAGCUACACGUUCAAUCGCCAAUGGCAAUUUCAAAUCGCACAACUCGCCUGCGCAUCUGCCACGCAAGCGCCAUCGGGCUGUCUGCAAUACUACAUGGAUUCUAGUGGAACAGUGUCGAGCUUCAACUACGACUCAGCUGCUAACUCGCUUGCAAAUUCAAUUGGUGUGGCAGGCACGCGGCAAAUCGCCAAUCAGCAGUAUGGCAUUUGUGUGCGCAUGGGUGCAGGCAUUUGUUCAAUUACGUGGAGUCAAGUGAGCUCCGAUGCAUAUUCGUUUACAUUAACCAAUGAUGUGGGCGUUAUUGAUCCAUCGCUGCUCGCCACAUUAACGGUACAAAGUCAAAACUGUACAACUGAUUUCAUUAUCAUACCGAACCCGACGCAAAACGGGGCGGCAUUGCCUAGCGAUCGUUUCUGUGGACUUGGUUUGGUGAGUACAACCAGCGCGACGAAACCUUUUGUGCUUUACUCGGUGACGGACGGAAAUGAGGAUUUGGAUAUGUCGAAUCGAGGCUUUCAUUUGUUGUACUCUCAAAAUUCGUGCCCUGUAGUUUAGCGCCACUGAAGGCAACUUACUAAACUUAGGGCUUACAUUAAAAUUAGUUAGGAAUAUCUACGAGAAUAAAUGUGUGAUUUAUAGUUCAGUGUUUUAUCAAU